Folsomia candida is the source of this 4353-nucleotide messenger RNA. Its product is annotated as G1/S-specific cyclin-D1. NCBI's taxonomy places the organism in Eukaryota, Metazoa, Arthropoda, Collembola, Entomobryomorpha, Isotomidae. Gene Ontology annotation, cellular component: nucleus; cyclin-dependent protein kinase holoenzyme complex; cytoplasm. The record is from RefSeq and is a predicted model, not a curated record. The transcript has 6 exons. Bases 252 to 1394 code for a protein of 380 amino acids. Gene Ontology annotation, biological process: positive regulation of G1/S transition of mitotic cell cycle; regulation of cyclin-dependent protein serine/threonine kinase activity; mitotic cell cycle phase transition. Gene Ontology annotation, molecular function: cyclin-dependent protein serine/threonine kinase regulator activity.
GUGCUCUCUACUAAAAGUAUAUGCCAUCCUGGUUAUUCAGCCAGUGCGAGUUCAGUAGUGCUUCGUCUCUCGCUGCGAGAGGAUCACACCGAAAGCUCUCGUCCAUCGUCCUCGUCACGUCUUCUUCUUUUUCGUCACCACCACCAAGAGUUGUUCCAAGUCGUCGCCAUUGUCGCCAUUUUUUUAAAAUAAUCGUUAGAGACUUGUUACUUAGUUUUUUCCAGUGUUCGUGAAGAGCAAAAGAGAUCAGGAUGGAUUUACUCAUGUGUAGCGAGGACAUGAUGCCGGAAACUCCAGAAGGGGUAAUUCAAGGGCCAGGCAACAUGAGUGAAAUCCUCGCCCGUCGUCAACUCUCGUGCGACUUAAAGUUUUCGAACGAUGAGCCUGGUCCCCUCGGUCACACGGAUCGCAACCUCCUCGACCCCAGAAUGUUACACCACAUGUUAAAGAUGGAGGAAGUUUUGCACGAACAGCUCUCUCCCAUCAUGUUCACCUACCUGCAGGACCAAGUGACACCCAGAAUGCGGCAAGACACUCUCUGCUGGCUGUAUGAGGUUUGCGAAGCAGAGGGAUAUCCGGAGGAGGUGUUUUUACGCACUUGUAGCUACAUUGAUCGAAUCCUCAGUGUUUAUACACUCGUACCUAAUCAGUUGCAACUUCUUGGAGUUGUUUGUAUAAGUAUUAGUUUGAAAUUCCAUGGAAUUAAUUUCAAAAUGGACAAGCUCCUUUACUACACGGCAAAUUCAGUUCCUAAGAACCUGAUUUCGGAUUGGGAGCUUAUGGUAUUGUACGGGUUGAAGUGGGACAUGGCCACAAUAAUUCCUACCGAUUUUAUUCAAAUGUUUGAAGCGAUCCUGCCCAGUUCCUGGUUCGAAGACAAAGUGAUGCACCAACAAGUCUCAGCCUACUUAUCUCUUUGUGCAACGGAUUGUAGCUUCAUGCUCCACACCCCGAGCACCAUUGCAGUUGCCUCUCUGUCAGUCGCAAUCAGUCAUCUCAUCUCCAAAGAGGUUGGAGAAGAAGUUUUAGAGCGAUUUCAUCAACUUACACAUAUCGACAAGGACGUAAUCCGCAGUGUAAUGGAGAAGAUUCAGAUAAAACUAGCUCAGUCUAUAAUUCCAGAGGAAAACCUGACGACGGAUUGCGACCCGGGUUUGAACAACAACAACAAAGUGAUCAACAAACAUAACGUAAUUCAAUUCCACAACGAUGAGCCCAUGACGCUAGACAAAAUUGAGGAGUUGUGUCAAGCGGAAACGCCAACAGAUAGUCAGAGUCAAAUCCAAAUUCACGUGCGAACAGAACCUGCUGCUGUAACUGCUCUUUCUCCAAUGCCUGCUGCUGCUACCAUUGAUCUUUAUGCACAUGAAAUUGUUGAUUAUUCAACGCUGUAACAUCAGUCAACCAACAUAGAAAUUACCUCUGACUUGUCUCUCUCACCCUUCAAACUCCCACUCCUUCUAAAUACCAUAACAUAGCACAAUUGACUACCUGUUUUUUAUAUAUAUUGUAUGAUUACAUAGGAAUAGUUUGAUACAAUACUUUAAGUAGAUUAUUCUUAUGACAGAGUUAAGCACGAAAUCUUUAACUUCACUGACUAUUGGAACCAAGAAGUCGCAGAUUUCAUCUUGUCAAUUCCAAUUCAGUCUAAACCUAGCGAUCUACCUCAGUUGUAAGAAAACUAACGUACCUCUAAAUUACUUUCAUUCAUUGCACUGAUAAUUAGUCAAACCAUUACACCAGAAAAAUAGUAGCACGUAUUCAUAUAUAUUCAUAUACACACACACAUAUCAUUAAAUAACUGACUCAACUUUUUUAACAUUACUACUAGUUCACUAAGCUAAAUAAUAGGGUAUAGAGUUGCUCAUAUUUUUCACAAUUCAAUGUGUCGAGCAGUUUACUUGCGCAUCGUUUGAGAUAAAUAAUGCUAACGCAACUCACUUAAUAUAAAAUAAUUAAAAAAUGAGGGGAUAAAAUGUAUGGAAGCGCACUAAUGCGUCUACCAGAACUGGACAUACAUAUAUAUGUAGUAUAUAUGUAAGUUGUUUUUUGUAAGUAUGAAUUUUUUAAUGUUUGGCAUGAUGGGUGACUUUUGGUGAAAUUCCGAAAGUCAUUAAGCCCUACUUCAAUUGCCCAACGAGGGGAAAGCCUUCAACGCUUAUUUUGGUUAGUUAAAACAAUUAAUUCACUAAUUGUUAACAUUUUGUGUAGAUUAUUACUAUUAAUAUAUUAUAGCUUGCACAGUUUUUAGGCUCAUUAUUAUUAAGUUACUAUUAUUUCAUAUUUACUUAUUACUAUUUAGUCGAGAGUCAUGAAACGGCAGAAUUGCAAAAAAUUAAUUUCAUAUCUUCUGCAAUAUAAAGUCAAUAUUUGAAUAAUGAAAUCUCAUGCAGGUACAGAAUAUGCCAAGUACUUAAUUGGUCUUCAAAAGUUAUCGAUUAACUUAUCUUUGAUUUUGGCACGUGGCUAAUUUCGGCUCCGCAGGGAAUUUAAAUGCAUUUUAAAACAAAUGUAUACUGAUAGUCAUCCACAGUCAUUUAGUAAAUAAUUUAUUGUACAGUGUAAACAUACACAAACCUUGUAUAUUUAUUAGAGUAAGGCAUAUGGUGGCAGUAGUAUUUUGACCGUGUAUUAUAAAUAUUUCGUCAAUUUAUCCAUUCAUUAUACAUGUCGUCUGUUGUAUAUUGUAAACUUUUCCUUCAAGUUCUUAUUCAUUCAGGUGUAUCUUAAUUGUUGCUUUUGGUGCCUUUUCGUCCAACUCGUAUAAAUAUUUUUAAUGAUUUUUUUGUCGUCGUCUUCCUUCCUUCAAGUUACGGUGCCUAAAAAUAUUUUUGAAUUUAUAGUAAACAUUCAACUAAACUCGAAGGAGCGACGGGAAAAAAGGAGUAGAAAUUUUCAGCAUAUUAUCUUGCUCAAGCGUUAUCAUUCAUAUUCUCUUGAUUUCUCUAAAUACUUCUUAAUAGCCUUGGAGUUGAGUAAAGAAGACUGGUAACUGAUACUGAAAUUAUUAGACUGAAUUUAAAUAAUCGACUGUUUUGCAUGAAACAUUAAUUUGUCAUCGUGCACGUGCUAGCCUCUCCUAAAAACCAAUUUGAUGGUUGCAUGUCGAAAAUUUAAGAGGGGUGAAUGUGAUUGCCUUCAUCGUCGUCAUAUUUCGAGAAGAAAAAAAAACAGCAGAAAUAUCGUCACAUGUCCGAAGGCUGACAUGUUUUGACGCGGACUGAUUAUAUACACUUUAUGCAAUUAUGGCAUUAUGUGCUACUUAGGAUGUGUGAACUCUGAAUGUUUAUAAUUUUUUAAUUACACGUACCUCCACACAUUUAUAUAUAGUUAGGAAAAAAAGACAGAAAAAAGUAAGAAACACUGCAUUAUUAGUCAUCCUAUUAACAACAACAACGCUAAGGACAAUCAGUUAAUUCAGCUUUGAAACAAACAAAAUUAGUGCAUACUAUUAUUUUUAAGUACCAGAUUAUCUUAUGUUACAUGUUGCGUCUGCUACAACGAUUCACUAUCAUCACACAGAAACUGUAAGCUUAUAAGUUGGUGUAUGUAAAUACCAAAGGUUAACAAUAUCACAUUAUUACAUAUUAUAUAAUUAGGUACAUACCGACUUUCUUUCAAAUAAUUCCGCUUUAAAUUUUCGAAAGUGGGAGAGUGAAUCAAAAUUUUUUUGUACAACAUUUGUCUUUUUGUGUGUUAAAUAAAUAUUGGGUAUGCAAACGAACAAUUUGUGUGUGUGUGUGGGUUAUUUUUAGUGUUUUACAUUUUACGCCAAGAUUCAGAUUUGUAUACCAAUCUGACUUCUGGUCUGUAUUGAUAAAGACUGGAAAAAUCGAUUUGCUUAAGUUUAAAGGCAAAGUUACUGAUUUCUCUCUUUGAGAUUUUAUAUACUGUGAAUUUAUAUUAAAAAAACUUAUUACGUUGUACACUUACACACAGUGCCUUCCGGUUUGUUGGUGUGUUAUAAAAAUUAUCGCCGCAACAAAGACUUUUGUGCCUCCUCUUGUAUGACAAAAGUUUUUUCUCCGUCGUCAAAUAUUCUAUGUAAGGCAACUUCAUUAGCUUUAACUAAAAUUUAAAAAAUUAUACAAGAUAUAUGCUCGACCUAUUACACAAAUUACAUACAAUAACUCGAAACUCGCUAAAAAAUAAAGAAAAAAGAGAUACAACUCGCGAAACCUAGUACGUACUAGUUAUCCUAUUUAGAAUAAGAUAUAAUUGGAGAUAGAAACAUCAGUCGCAUAUUUAUAGCUCGCUUACAUGUAAGUAACACAUUUAUACAUUUUAUUGUAAACGUAUAUAUAUAUAUAGUUAAGUUACUAAAGUACGAAUAAAUGUUGAAUACACUUAAAA